Paramecium pentaurelia is the source of this 930-nucleotide messenger RNA. The record is from the annotation of a GenBank genome assembly. Lineage: Eukaryota; Ciliophora; Oligohymenophorea; Peniculida; Parameciidae.
AUGUUUUCAAAAGGUGAUCGAAUUAGUUUUCAGCCUACUUACAAUCCUCCUGUUGGCUAUUAUGAAAUAAACCAAUAAUAAAAUAAUAAAGGCAUAGAUUUUUCAAAAUCUUUGGCAAGAAAUCUAAAUAAUAGAUAAAGUGUUAGCCCUAAAAACUAUAAUAAUAAUUUACCAAGAGUUUCCUUAGCAAGUCCAUAAUUAUCGGCUUAUGCUAAACCAGGUGAAAGAAUGAAAAUUGAAUAGAAAUAUAAAAAACCAGAAAGAAGAAGCUUCAGUUACUCUUAAAAUCCAGACAUUUCAAUUAAUAAUUUCUAGAAUUUACCCCUUAAAUAAAAAGGUAAACGACUUAAGAUAGUCUAUCAAAAACAAAAUACAGAAUUAGAAAAUUCUAUUGAAGAAACUAGGUAAUUAUAAGUUUAAGGAUAUUACAAUUCAAGAUCUCAAACUCCUAUGUCAGGAUAAUCGAAGAGAAGAAAACCAAAAAGUAUGAAUACUCAUUAUUAGUAUUGAGCACAUAGGAAUAUUUUUUCUUUAUUUCCUUCUGAUAGUUUGGAGUUAGCUUAACAAAGAGAAAAAAUGAAAGAUAAACCAGUUCCUCCUCCUGGAGCGUAUUAUAAUGAAUAGAUUGAUUCCUCUAUAAAGAUUGAAAAAAUACCUUGGAGAUAUUAAUGUUUCUCUUCAUCAGCUAAGAGAUUUAGUUAAUAAUAGUAAGAUGCAGGUCCUAGUGUAGGUGCUUAUGAUAUUAAAACAAAAUCAAAAGUUAUUGGAGUUAUUUCAAUUGAUAAAUAUAGUAAAAGAUAAGAUAAAUUCUUAAAUUUUCCUGGAGUUGGUGCCUAUGACAUUAAUUAAUCAUUUACAUAAUAAAAACCUAAACAAAAAUAAUAAUAAGAUUUUCCAAGUCCAUUUGGAUUAAGUGGUAAGAGAUUUUGA